Messenger RNA from Lathyrus sativus (Indian pea), 1065 nucleotides. The record is from the annotation of a GenBank genome assembly. NCBI's taxonomy places the organism in Eukaryota, Viridiplantae, Streptophyta, Magnoliopsida, Fabales, Fabaceae.
AUGUCCAAGUUUGGAACCUCAUUAUUGGUUCCUUCUGUACAAGAUCUUGCAAAGCAAAUCAACACAAAAGUUCCAGAACAAUAUCUUCAUCCAAAUCAAGACCCUAUUGUUGUAUCAAAUACAACUUCUUUACAACAAGUCCCACUCAUCGACCUGAGUAAAUUGUUAUCCGAAGAUGAACUUGAGGUAGAGAAGCUAGAUCAUGCUGGUAAAGAAUGGGGGUUCUUCCAGCUGAUUAAUCAUGGAGUCCAUCCUUCAAUAGUGGAAAAUGUGAAGAUAGGUGUUUGUGAGUUCCUAAGUCUUCCGGCAGAAGAGAAGAAGAAAUUUUGGCAAACCCCUGACGACAUAGAGGGUUUUGGUCAAUUGUUUGUUGUAUCUGAGAAUCAAAAGUUAGAAUGGGCAGAUUUAUUCUUCAUGGCGACUCUUCCUUCGUCUGCAAGGAAUCCUCGCUUAUUUCCUAAUAUUCCCCAACCAUUCAGAGAUGAUUUAGAGACCUAUUGUUUAGAGUUGAAGAAAGUUUGCAUCACAAUCAUCAAACAUAUCGAAAAAGCUCUUAAAGUUGAACCAAAUGAAAUGCUAGAGUUGUUUGAAAAUAUAAAUCAAUCAAUGAGGAUGAAUUUCUACCCUCCUUGUCCACAACCAGAAAAUGUCAUUGGACUGAAUCCUCAUUCUGAUGCCGAGGCCUUAACAAUCCUUCUACAAGCCAAUGACAUUGAAGGUCUCCAAAUUAGGAAAGAUGGACAAUGGAUUUCUAUUACACCACUCACCAAUGCUUUUGUCGUAAACGUCGGAGACAUUUUAGAGAUUAUGACAAAUGGAAUUUAUCGGAGCAUCGAACAUCGAGCUACAGUUAACUCAAAGAAAGAGAGGAUUUCUAUUGCUACAUUUCACAGACCCCAAAUGAGCAAAGUUAUAGGUCCAACACCGAGUCUUAUCACUUCUGGAAAGCCUGCAUUGUUCAAAACAAUUACUAUGGAAGAUUACUACAAAGCAUUCUUUUCGCGCAAGCUACUAGGGAAAUCAUGCCUUGAUGUUGUGAGAAUCCAAAAUGAGAAUGAUAAGUGA